CUGCACAGAUUGCGCUCCUGCACCUUGUCUUUUCUUGCAUUGAAAUUUUAGCGCCUAGUACAAUUUGUGCUUUCAUUAUCUUAUUAAUGCCCAAGUUUCCCUAGGGAAGCUCGUUAUGUGCGUUGUAUUGAUUCGAGCUCGCGUCAAUAUAUAUUUGUACAUUUUGGGGUUGUUGAUCGAGUUGUUUUCUUUCCAUCGCCUGGAAUUCACCCGCCAGCAUUCCUUACCAAGAUGGGAAGUCCAAUACAGUCCAGAUUCUUCUCCGAGGAUUUUUCUAUCGAUAAAGAACGCACAACAGUACUUCUUCGAGACGACGCGACUUCCGGCUGGCUUCUAUCAUCGCCUUACACAACAACACAUUCGAAAAUGCAGCUCACCAAACAUCGUCAACAAUCCGUAUCGCCUUGCUCUCAUUCUCCGUCAAGCAUGAGAGAGCUAGACUUCCAACGCCGCGCCGCUGCAUGCCGACAAACGUCGAUAGAACUUCAACAUCGCUGUUCCAUCUCUUCCGAGAUAUCUGAUCCUGGUCUAACAGAAAGUGACCCAUUCGCAUCGACUUCGCCACACUCAGAUGCAUCAUUCGAAGACAUCUAUAACCGCCAUCCGCCUCCCGUCAAUCGUGAAGCCGAAGAGAAAAUUUGGGGAGAGUACUUCAUAGAUCCGUCAUCUCCAGUCAAAGGAUCAUUGCUCGACGAUCCACUCUACCACAAUUUGUCAUCAGUGUUUUCUUCUUACGCACCUACAGAGGUGCACCUGUCACCUCGAUGCCGAAGCCCCAACAGUCCUGCAGGCGAUCUUCAUCGAUCAGACGCAGUGCGCGCAUCGCGCGAUCGCACUCGCCACGUCCAUCUUCCCCGACCUGUACCACAAUACACGCCCUUCCCGGUUCCUCAACUCUCUGAGGAUCCCUCCCCAGCGCACCAAUCAUGGCCUCAACGCAACGAAUCCCGAACAAAACAACCUUCACGACCACGCGCCAAGACAGCACCAUCUCAAGACAGACCAAUCCGCCCAUCGAACCUUAUCAAUGUCUGUGUUAUCGCUAACAACGAUAUUCAAUACAUUCCCACAAAAUCAAGUCUUCUUCAUGGACACCGCUCAGCACCCCCAACACCCAUGGUUCUUCCCGACCUCCUGGAACAAUACAAGUCUCACUUCGACGAAGACGAUGACGAGGAACAUAAAUCCCGCUUCGAUUCCUUCAAAAGCCGACUCCGCAGCGGCAGUCGCCGCGGCAGCUCCAACACCGGUGGUAGCUGGAGCAAGAAAUCCAGUCUGGAAAAGCGAAAGAAAGGCUCGAGUUUCAGUGAGCUCAAGGACGCGUUGAAGAGUUGCUUUGGGAAGACCAAAUGAUUGGUUGUGUGGACGUCUUGUAACGAUUUAUGAUAUGAUGGUACGAUU
This is a messenger RNA of Mollisia scopiformis, 1401 nucleotides long. RefSeq lists its product as uncharacterized. The transcript has a single exon. The coding region runs from base 232 to 1353 and encodes 373 amino acids. Lineage: Eukaryota; Fungi; Ascomycota; Leotiomycetes; Helotiales; Mollisiaceae. The record is from RefSeq and is a predicted model, not a curated record.